Molecule: messenger RNA, 339 nt
Organism: Cylicostephanus goldi
Lineage: Eukaryota; Metazoa; Nematoda; Chromadorea; Rhabditida; Strongylidae
Source: the annotation of a GenBank genome assembly
AUGACAAUAAUAUCUGUAGGCUACUUUAUUCCAUCUGUUCUGGUAGACGAUGGCCCUCUAGAGACUGAAAUCACUCUUGACUUUUACAUGUCACUUUGGGAUCUUUUCUGGUACACGGAAAUCGUGCACAUUGCCUUAAUGGCAAUCAAUAGAUUUGUAUGCAUUGUAUAUCCACCAUAUUAUGCGGUUUUCUUCUCUCGCACUAAAACACUUCUUAUAUUAUGUAUUACCUAUAUCGUAGGAUUCACAAUUAAUUUUCCUACGCUUUUUCCAACGUGCUAUAUACUAUACAACACGCACUAUUACAUGCCACUAUACGCUGACCCGAAUACAUGGUGA